AUCUCAUAUAUAAUAAUAUAACACUGGUUUAGUUCUCUACUUAUAAUUUAUGAAUUAAAAUUAUAAAUUAAUGUUUAGCAAAAUAAACAAAUGAGUUACACGAUUUCUGAAAUUAUAAGAUAUCAUAAUUUAAAAUGUCUGUAUCACUUUAUGGUGAAGAAAUCAUACAGGAGCCUGGUGUUAACAAUCAAGGACCUUGUAGCACAAAUGAUUUUGAACAAGCCAAAUUAAUAGAUCCAAUAGAUAUCAAAGUGGAACCUGAUAUGGCACUUGUACAUUCUCUAUGCUAUGGAAACAAUGACGGCCUGGAAAGUCCAGAUGCCAGGACAGAGAGCAACGAGGAGGACUAUACACCAUGGCAUAGUAUCUUUCAACAAACAUCACAACAAGAAUCGAUUCAACAGUUUGAGGACAACCAAGUAAGCAGCCCAUUAUAUCGCUGCAAGUUUUGUUCGUAUCACAGUGAGUAUAAACACCUUCUGGACGAACAUGAGAAAAUACAUGCAACCACAACUGAAGAUAAGUUUACCUGUGUUAUUUGCCUUGAAAUAUGUGAGGAUGAACGUAGUUUGAAUAAACAUGAACAAACACACACAAGAAACAAAUCAUUGAGCUGCAGGUUCUGUGGCAGAACAUUUGCCCGAGCCAGUCGACUGAAAUUACAUAUUAGGACACACACUGGUGAGAAACCUUACAGUUGUGAUGUUUGUGAUCGUAAAUUUGCUCGAAGCUACUAUCUGACUGAUCACAAAUUGAAUAUGCACUCAGACACUAAAAAAUACAAAUGUGAGAUUUGUCAACGGGAGUUCUCAAAAAAAUAUUAUUUGAAUGAGCACAGAAUAACACAUACGGCUGAGAAACGCUUCACCUGUGAAAUCUGUGAUAGGAAAUUCUCAUUUAAAAACAACUUUAUUGCACACAAAAGUAUGCACACUGGUGAUAAGCGUUACACAUGUGAUAUUUGUAAAAAAAAAUUUGCAGCUAAAUGUAAUUUGAGGCGACACAUCAUCGGACAUAGAGGUGCUAGGCCCUUCAGCUGUAGCAUUUGUCAAAAGUCUUUCACACUCAAAGGGAACUUAAAAAUUCACAUAAGAAAACAUACAGAAGAAAGCCCAUACCAAUGUGAAACAUGCAUGUGUAAGUUAGCAUCAAAAAAUAACUUAAAAGAGCAUCAAAAAGUCCACACAGGGGAGAAGCCCUUCAGCUGCGAUAAAUGUCACAAGUCAUUUGCACGGAAACGCAAUUUACAAGAACAUCAAAAAAUCCACAUAAGAAAAUUGUCUAAUAUUGACAAAAAUAACUCGAACCUUCACAUCUUUUUUCCACGGGACAAAAGCACACAAGAAAUUGGUUUAAAUAAAUGAUGUGCCCUACUCGAACCAUAUUCAAAGAAUCUUAAACUUGUUAUAAAAACUCUAGUUAUAUGUUUUUUCGUAAAGCAAAACUGUUAGAAGAAAAAAAAUAUGGACUAAAAAGCCACCAAUAAGAAUUGCAACCGGGUGGAUAAACCUUGAAAGAAGUUAUGAAAAGCAAGAAGCUGAGAAUUUAGCUAAAAAAAAGACUUUAAACACUUUCUACUACCCUAUCCCAUAUUACAGAAUAAUAUGGUUGUAUCACAUGGUCUGCUGCAAAAAAAAGUAUGUCAGAUACGGUAGCGAUAGCAGCAGAGAUCGAAAAGCAAGAAAAUGUGAAGACAACCUUUCCCCUUUGGAUGAGAAUACUAUAGACAGAAAGCAAUGGAAAAAGUUGGAGGCCUUAGCAGAUAGGUAUUAGAUACAUUUUGUAAAGGUGGAACAUACAAUUUAGCUAUCCAAAUUCUUUAUAUUGUAUUCUAAUAUCAUAUAAUGCAUAAUAAAUUAAUAGAACUGCUCUGGUUGAGGAAUAAAAGCUUUAUUAAUUACCCGUCGAUCGUGAAAAAACGAGGCACAAUAGCUUAUGUAUUGUUUUCGCACGCUUGAUGAAUGAAUGAUUAAGGACCACUAUACCUAUAGAGGUGUGGAUAGCCACAUUCUACAUGGUAUAUAAAACCGUAUUUGUACAAGAGCAUAAAGCAGUGUUUUUUAAGGUUCAACUUAAAUGGCGCAGAGUCGUAGCGCCUCUGCGCCAUUGUAACAUUUCUGCGACCCGCGAAACCACUAGACUCCAACCGAGUGCU
Aricia agestis (brown argus) is the source of this 2155-nucleotide messenger RNA. Its product is annotated as gastrula zinc finger protein XlCGF52.1-like. Gene Ontology annotation, cellular component: nucleus. Lineage: Eukaryota; Metazoa; Arthropoda; Insecta; Lepidoptera; Lycaenidae. The transcript has 3 exons. Gene Ontology annotation, molecular function: RNA polymerase II transcription regulatory region sequence-specific DNA binding; DNA-binding transcription factor activity, RNA polymerase II-specific. The record is from RefSeq and is a predicted model, not a curated record. Gene Ontology annotation, biological process: regulation of transcription by RNA polymerase II. Bases 135 to 1364 code for a protein of 409 amino acids.